This is a messenger RNA of Penicillium robsamsonii, 798 nucleotides long. RefSeq names its product Glucose/ribitol dehydrogenase. NCBI's taxonomy places the organism in Eukaryota, Fungi, Ascomycota, Eurotiomycetes, Eurotiales, Aspergillaceae. The record is from RefSeq and is a predicted model, not a curated record. The coding region runs from base 1 to 798 and encodes 265 amino acids. The transcript has a single exon. Gene Ontology annotation, molecular function: oxidoreductase activity.
AUGUCAACUACCCCCUACAUCCCCGGUCGCCUAGACGGUAAAGUCGCGCUCGUCACCGGCUCAGGCCGUGGCAUCGGGGCAGCAAUCGCCAUCCAACUCGGUCGUCUGGGCGCCAAAGUCGUCGUCAACUACGCCCACUCAGCCGAACACGCCGAAAAGGUCGUGGCCGAGAUCAAGCGCCUCAACUCGGACGCGAUUGCCAUUCAGGCGGAUGUCCGUGACGUGUCGCAGACGGCCAAGCUCUUCGACGCUGCCGUGGCGCACUUUGGCCAGCUCGACAUCGCCGUCAGCAAUUCGGGCGUGGUCAGCUUCGGCCACCUCAAGGACGUGACAGAGAAGGAGUUUGACCGCGUCUUUAGCCUUAACACGCGCGGCCAGUUUUUCGUGGCCCGCGAGGCCUACCGCGUGUUGCAGGAGGGCGGGCGCAUCGUACUUACGUCGUCCAACACGUCUAAGGACUUUAGUGUCCCGCGGCACUCGCUCUACUCAGCCUCCAAGGGUGCGAUUGACUCGUUUGUGCGGAUUUUGUCCAAGGACUGCGGCGAUAAGAAGAUCACGGUCAAUGGGGUUGCGCCGGGGGGCACCGUGACGGAUAUGUUCCACGCCGUGUCGCACCACUAUAUUCCCGACGGAGAGAAGUUCACGGCCGAGGAGCGCCAGCACAUGGCGGCUUUUGCAUCGCCGUUGCAUCGGAAUGGGUUCCCGGAGGAUAUUGCUGGCGUGGUUGGGUUUCUGGUGAGUAAGGAGGGGGAGUGGGUGAAUGGCAAGGUCAUUACUCUGGACGGCGGCGCGGCGUGA